Daldinia childiae is the source of this 2091-nucleotide messenger RNA. RefSeq names its product putative dipeptidyl-peptidase 5. Gene Ontology annotation, biological process: proteolysis. The transcript has 5 exons. Bases 1 to 2091 code for a protein of 696 amino acids. Gene Ontology annotation, molecular function: serine-type endopeptidase activity. The record is from RefSeq and is a predicted model, not a curated record. Lineage: Eukaryota; Fungi; Ascomycota; Sordariomycetes; Xylariales; Hypoxylaceae.
AUGAGGUUUCAAUCGCCAGCAGUGGUAGCAUUAGCUGCCCUGCCUACCGUCUUCGGCAUCACGCCCGAGUCUAUGCUCGCUGCGAAUCGUUAUGGCGCUGCUGCACCAAACCCCAGCGGUGACUUCGCUCUCUACACCGUAUCGAAUUACACAUUCGAGACUAAGAAGAGGUCAUCGCACUGGAAUAAACUUGACCUGAAGACCGGCGAAAUCUCCGUUUGGUAUGAGGGUUCUGAUAUUUCAGAAGUUGUCUUUGUCGGGUCCAAACCCACAAGUAUUAUCUACGUCAAUGGCACGAACGCGGAAGACGACGGCGGCAUAAGUUUGUACUCUGCCGAUGCCGACUCCCUAGAAGAUGCCAAAUUGAUUACUUCUCUACCCACCCGCACCAUACUCGGGUCUCAAGGCUGUCCAGACCGCAUCCGGCGAUAUUCACUUCCUCCCAGCACGGCUAGGAUCUACACAGAGACUUACGUUCGACAUUGGGACACAUGGCUUGAUGAUAAGAAAAACGCUGUUUUUGGCGGUGUGCUGAAGGGAGGCAAUGGCUCCUACUCAUUCUCCGGGGAUCUCACGAACUACGUCUCCGGCAUUGCUAAUGUCACCCGUGCCGAGAGCCCCUACGAUCAGAGUGACGAGAGCGAUUACGAUAUUUCGCCUGACGGCUGCGGUGUUGUCUUCCUGACCAAGGAUCCCUCGCUCCCAUUGGCUAACAAUACCGCCGACGUGAUUUACUACGUGCCGUUCGAUGGCACUUCGAAGGACGCCGUUCCGAUCAAUGCUAGAGGUACGACGAAGUAUCUUGAAGCCCAAGGCGCAGCCACGAGCCCCAGAUUCUCGCCUUCUGGAAAGAAAAUCGCGUACUUCCAGAUGAACGAUAUUUCCUACGAGUCAGACCGUAAUAUCGUCUACGUUGCCAACGCGGACUCGGAAGAUUUUAACGUGACUGCCCUUGCACUAGACUGGGACAGGUCGCCAGACAGCUUAGCAUGGUCCAAGGACUCAGAGACCCUCUUUGUCGCCGCUCCAGACCUAGGCCGGGAACGUAUCUUCCCUCUCCCUCUUACCGCCGGUGAUUCGUAUGUACCCAAGAACAUCACCAACGAAGGAGUGCCUUCUGCAUUCUACGUCCUGCCUGACGAUUCUAUCCUCGUAUCCGAUUCCAAGAUCUGGACGAGUCGGGAUAUCUACACCGUUUCGCCGGAAGGUGAUGUUAUCAAGACAUAUUUCCAAGCUAAUCUGGUCGACCCUGCUCUUGCCGGCCUUGGACCGGAGGAUGUAUCCGAGUUCUAUUAUUCGACCAACACUUCUGAAAUCGAGCAGCAAGCCUGGAUUGUCUACCCAGAAGGCUUCGAUGAAAGCAAAACUUACCCGUUAGCUUUCAUUACGCACGGCGGUCCCCAGGGUGCCCACUUCAACUCGUGGAGUACACGAUGGAACUUCAAGGUUUGGGCAGACCAGGGCUACGUCGUCAUUGCACCAAACCCGACGGCGAGUUCAGGUUGGGGUCAGAACUUGACAGAUGCCAUCCAAGGCCGAUGGGGGCUAUACCCUUACUGGGACCUCGUACACGUCUGGGAUUACGUCAAUAGCACUCUGAAGUAUGUCGAUACGGAGAAUGGUAUCGAAGCCGGUGCAUCCUUUGGCGGAUAUAUGACAAACUGGAUUCAAGGACAUGAGCUUGGAAGGCGAUUUAAGGCUCUCGUGACGCAUGAUGGCAGCACAUCAACACUGAACCAGUACGCUAGCGAGGAGCUGUGGUUCAUGAACCACGAUUUUAGCGGUCAAUUCAACUCGACCAGUUUCGUUCAGGGCUCGCCGUACUAUGAAUGGAACCCCUUGUUGUAUGUGGAUAAUUGGGCGACGCCUCACUUCGUGGUCCACAACUCGCUAGACUACCGACUACCUGUUAGUGAAGGCAUCCUCCUCUUCAACCUACUUCAAACGAAGGGCGUGCCGAGCAAGCUACUCAACUUCCCAGACGAGAACCAUUGGGUUUUGAACCAAGAGAACAGUUUGGUCUGGCACACCGAAAUAUUCAAAUGGAUUAAUCACUAUAGUGGUAUCAGUAAUUCAUCGAGUCCUUAUUAG